UUUUAGUAUUCUAUCGCAAUACUCAUAAAGAAGAGCUUAGUGUAGCAAUAUGGACAGAAAACUGACUUAUUUUCAUUUAAAUGGAUAUGCAGAAUCAAUCAGAUAUAUGUUGCAUUAUGCGGGACUGGAAUUCCAAGACAUAAGAUUAGAGAGAGCAAGUUGGCCUAUCAAGGAAAUUAAAGACGCCCUUCCAUAUGGCAGAUUACCAGUUUACGAAGAGGGUGAUCGCAAAUUGACACAAUCCCUGGCUAUUGCCCGCUACAUCGCCAGCCAGACAGACCUACUGCCCACAGACCCCUGGGAGCAGGCUGUAUUGGACGCUGCAGUUCUGAAUGUUUACGAGUUAAUUCCUAAAUUGGCUGCAUUUAUUACGGCAAAUGGACCAGAGAAGAAGCAUCAGGCGAAAGAAGAAUUUCUGACAGGGGCAAGAGAUUACUACUUAUCAAGAUUUGAGGAGGAACUCAAAGCUAACAAUGGAUUCUUUGGCGGGAAGCUUACAUGGGCAGACUUCGUUUUGACAGGAAUCAUCGAGUGUGCCAACCUGUUCCUCGAAGCAGAGAUUGAGAAGGAAUACCCAACUAUUGAUACUCUUGUGAAGCACAUCAGAUCUUUGUCUGGUGUGAAGGAAUAUAUUGCUGCCAGGAAGCCAUAUUUUAAUUAUAGUCUUUAGACCACAGGCGUUGAUAAUAAAUAUUUUUUAAAUAAAUCAAAAUCAAAUCAUUUAUUCAGAAAUUAGGCUUUCACAGGCACUUUUUCACGUCAUAUUCUAAAUUAAAUGAUGUUUACCAAAGCUACAAACUACUAGCAUUUCGGAACGA
Messenger RNA from Plodia interpunctella (Indianmeal moth), 818 nucleotides. Its product is annotated as glutathione S-transferase-like. Gene Ontology annotation, biological process: glutathione metabolic process. Gene Ontology annotation, molecular function: glutathione transferase activity. NCBI's taxonomy places the organism in Eukaryota, Metazoa, Arthropoda, Insecta, Lepidoptera, Pyralidae. The coding region runs from base 50 to 670 and encodes 206 amino acids. The transcript is spliced from 4 exons. The record is from RefSeq and is a predicted model, not a curated record.